CAAUAUUGUUUUCUGAGAGAUUUCCUACUUCCACCAGGAUGCUCCCUGGAGACCGAUGGAUACUGUGCUAGGAAGGUAUUUGAACCUAGGAUUCGGGUCCAAAGGAAGUUACAGCCGCAGGGACAACGCAGUCGCGUCCAGGACCAGCGCAGAGGCGGCCAAUCGGAACUCGGGCUGAGGCCUGGUCCCGCCCCCUCCCGCCGAGCACCGCCCCUUCUCCGUCCCGCGCUCUGGUAGGAGUGGAAGUGUGCGGCUGGCUGGUCCGGGCUCAGCCCCUAGCUGACAGGACCCUGUACCACAUUCCAGCCGGUCACGAAGUUUACGGCCCUUGCCUUGGCUGAGCUGAGUAAGAAAAAACAGCUAAGAGUAUUAUUAUUGGUAUCUGGAAUUGAAUUUGCCAGGAAUGUGAGCACCGCUUCCUCGGUAAAAAGCUUGCCUUUGGAAACACCUUCCCCCUGGGCAGCUUCCCACAGUUCAGACCUGGCAGCGUCGAGAACACAGCGCAAGAAGGCAUUUUGGAGAUCAAAGAUGGGUAGAAAAGAUGCCUCCACUAUAAAACUUCCUGUUGAUCAGUACAGAAAGCAAAUUGGUAAACAGGAUUAUAAGAAAACCAAACCUAUUUUACGAGCAACCAAAUUAAAAGCUGAAGCAAAGAAAACAGCAAUAGGCAUAAAGGAAGUUGGCCUUGUCCUUGCGGCUAUAUCGGCCCUCCUACUGGCGUUCUAUGCUUUCUUUUACCUCAGACUGUCCACAGACUUUGACCCUGAGCUGGGACCUGAUGAAGAUUAGCUGAGCAGCAAUCAGUGCAUUAUAACGGAAUAAUUUUAUAAAAGGACCUCUUGGGAACAGUGCUUUCUGAAGUACCGAAACUAUAACAUCUUGAAUUCUUUCUGCUGGUAUUUUCAGUUUGCAGAAAUAUCUUUUCAAAUAGCUGCAUAAUACAUCAAGAAAAGAACCUUAACCUAGCAAUGUAGUGUAAUGUAUGCUACCGAAUACUUUCAUAAAUCUUUCUACUUACACAGGAAACCUUUUCAUGGUACAUUUAGAUAAAAUGGAAAACAGACCCCAAACCCUUCAGAUGUUUUAGCCAAUCUACGUGUAUAACUCCAUCACUUGUAGAUUACUACGUCUAUUUUUGUUCAGAAGUAAAAGUGCAUGUCCUUAUUUACAGAAACAUACUCAUCACAUUAGAAGCCGAAGAAGGAACAAAAAGUCGUAGGAAAAUUUUCAUUUUACCAAGAAGUCCUGCUUUCUUUCCAGACAUAUUUUGUAUCAUUAGAGAGACUAUCUGCACAUACAGCCACAGUAAUCUUUUUCCUUCUUUGCCAACUGUUCAGUGCACAUGUGCUCCAUCAGAAAUGGCACCUGGAUGACAGAAGCGCAAAGAGCCACAUAUGUCUCUAAAACAGAGUUUCUUUCCUCUUAGGCUGUCUAAACGGGUGUGAGUAGAAAGUUCAGUUGAUCUUGAUUUUAAUUAACUUAUUAGUCUAUUAAUAUAAACUUGGAAUUCUAUUUUAAUUAUGUUGUUCUGGCUGCUUGCAGUAUCAGUUUGCUUCUCUUGUCAGGGAUGGAUGUAGCAAUCUGUCAUUUAAUUGUGCAGUCUUUUUCACUUAACAGUAAUAGAAGUCCUACCUUCUCGGAGUAAUUUUCAUGGGUUAUCUCUUAAAGCUGAACAAUACAAAGUUAUUUUACAAAAUUAUAUUUUGUUUCUUGACAGAUAAUCAGAAUUCUUUCAUGAAAAAUAAAUAGAAGAAAAUAUGUCUCAUUAAGUGGCGUAUGCAGUUUUCUGUUGAUAUAAUUUUUUCAAGCUAUUUUGCAUUUGUUACAAUAUAAUGACAAAUAUACUCAAUAUUUUUUACUGGUAAUGGAAUUUCUUCACAUUUCUUCACAUGAAUACAUAAGCUUAGAAAAUGGAAAAAUAUGUGUUUACUGUUAGAGUUGUUAGCUACUACCUUAUAUAAAAAUGUAUAGAAAAGGAAUAGUUUUAAGUAUGUGCACAAAAUGUUUUAUAGUAUAUACAUUCUAUUUAUGAAGAGUAAGAAAAAUGUUAAGAUUGUUUUCAUACUUGCCAAGGGAAGAAAGGUUUCAUAAAUACCCUACGUAUUCUUUGAGACUUUGCAAAUAGUGGAUGUGACUCUAGCAUUAUGUUCUGCAGAUUGUUUUCAAGUGGCAUAAUUAUUCAUCAGUGUGAAAACAGUCACAAUUUCCGAUAUCCUCACAAAUUAUUAUGCCAAACAUCUGAGGGCAAAAUUUAGACAGUGUUAUUUACUGGAUUCUUCCCCUUGAAACUUGAAAUCACAAACUCAAGAGACAGACCAAGAGUUCUUAUACACUCACCACAGCAGACCAAUCCAAAUGGCAUUUUUAAGAAAGGUUACAGCAUUUCAUGCCAUGUGCUAUGUCUGUUUGUGAAGUGGGUGGCAAGGGGAUAUCCAAGCUGGCAUUUUGGAUAUGAUGGGCCUUUUACUUUCCCAAGUGACAUGCCACAUGUCAAGAAAUACUUUUUUCCCACUCCUAUCACAUUUACGUGAACAAUUUUCAUUUAGUUAUUUCCCCUCCCAUAUGGUAUUAAAAACAGUCCUAUUAAAUAAAAUUAUUGCUAAUUUCAGUGGUAAUUUAAAUGAGAGGAUAUGUAAAAAUUGUUUAUAAGACACCAAUUCAAGUGAGAUAUAACAGAAUUUGCAGUAUAUAAAAUAGAUGAUUAUACUUUUGGAAAUGUCUGGAUAUUUAUUACUCUGAAAAAACUUCACUAUCCUGUUCUACUCUGGAGGUAUUCUUUAGGGGGAAAAUGUUCUUUUCUUUUAAAAAAAUGAAGACAUAAUCAAUAUGCAACAUUAUAUUAGUUUGAGGUACACAGCAUAGUUAUUGGACAAAAAUGUUCUUUCUGACAGUAAUAACUAUUAGUCUAAAUAUAGUAUAACAGUUGAGUUUCAUUACCUAGUUUUCUGAUACCUUGAACCUAUGGCUAGUCACUUGUGUGACUGAUGGACUUAUAUAAGUCCCAAAGGCUAAAUUCUGAUUUUAAUAAAUGGCAGGUAAAGUGAGACAAUAUAUGUUUAUAUAACACUGUUUUUGUGAAGUGCAAAUAUUUCAUACUCACAUUAACUGGGAAGCAGCCAGUCCUCUGUAGAGAAAUCCCAGAUUGAAGUCUGGUUUCAAUCUUUGAAGAGGUGGUAGUCAGCCUGCAGUUUCAGGGGACUACACUUUUGAAUAGUAAGUGGUGUUUGGCAUAAAUCUGAGACUGGCACCAGAUGUAAAUUUUAAGCAUGGGUUUUUCCCCUUCAAUAAUUGACUGCUCAGAGUAAUUCAGAAGACAAAAACAGAAAAAUUAUAAUGACUUUUCAGAAUGUUAGAAUCUGUUAACAUAUUCUGCAGAAUAAAUUGCAACUAACGCAGCAGACUUAACAUAUAGGCUAUUUGAAUGAGCUUGAAGGGUUGCUGCUUACUUUGCAUACAAAAUAAAGAAUGUAAAAAUUAUUUGAGAAAAAAAUGUAAAAAUAUAACCUCAUCUAGAAUUUCUUUGAAAACAAAUGAACAAAAAGCCUAUCUUAGUACCAGCAUAGGUUUUGUUAUUUUAAUACUUGACAAUUUUUUAUCUUUUCAACGUUUCACCAAGACAGAGGGAAUAUUCCAAUCACAACCAAUGAU
This is a messenger RNA of Molossus molossus (Pallas's mastiff bat), 3648 nucleotides long. It is a transcript of the gene TRIQK, whose product is annotated as triple QxxK/R motif containing. Gene Ontology annotation, cellular component: endoplasmic reticulum membrane. NCBI's taxonomy places the organism in Eukaryota, Metazoa, Chordata, Mammalia, Chiroptera, Molossidae. The transcript has 6 exons. The record is from RefSeq and is a predicted model, not a curated record. Bases 529 to 789 code for a protein of 86 amino acids.